Messenger RNA from Xyrichtys novacula (pearly razorfish), 14741 nucleotides. Lineage: Eukaryota; Metazoa; Chordata; Actinopteri; Labriformes; Labridae. The record is from the annotation of a GenBank genome assembly.
UUUCAAAGUACAGGACCGACGCGCUCAGGUUAGCUCCAUCUUUGCAAACUUCCUGAUUUAGCAGCUCUUACUUCUUCUGCCUGGGUAGUUUUGAAUCACAAUUUUCAGGAAAGAGAGAUCCUGAACAGGACUAAAAGCACCAAAAUAAGCAGGACUCCAGUCCUCCUACCUGAAAGAGGACGUAGCCAAAUCCUUUCCCCAUUCCAGAGUUCUUGUCCCGCACCAGCCUCACACCCUCCACUGUACCACACUCCUCGAAGUGCUGCCGAAACGCCAGUUCAUUUAUUUCUGAACACACAGAGCAGGUUCAUGUCAGCACAAAGUAGCGAAUAUUUAGACUUCAUCAUCAUCAACAUGGCAUAUGAGAACAACUCACCAAACGACAGGUUCCCCACAAAAACCGAGCGUUUGUGAUUGUGCUGGAGGACGAACAGAAAGGUCAGUAUUGUCUGUGUAGGCGGGUCUUAAACUGGUAAGGUUAAAGGGUAAAAGCUCACCGAGGAGUUGUCGGUCACUCUGUCCACUCGGAUGUGAUAGUCCUUCUCGAUCUCUGUGCCAUUCCUGCCAAACAGACCAACAGAGGACAAGCUUGUUAUACAUUCAGACUUCUUUUCUGUGUCUCAUCGCUGAGCGAGUGUCUGACCUCUCUAGUGCCCUGGUCACCCCCUCCUCGUCUUUGAACACGAUGUAGGCAUUCAUGCUCUGCUUCUUGGGAUGAGAUUUGCGUCUGUGGAGGAAAGAGAAUUCUUGUUCAGAACAGAGAAGAUCUGAUUUCCACACGUCUGUAAACUCCAGAAAAGAAACACUCACUGGAUGACGGCCACUUUACGGGACAUUGAGGGAUCUUCUCUGACCUUCAGGAAAAAAAAAAAAAAACGUCAUGUGACUGAUUUAAAGCUCCUGUCAGGAGUUUUUAGGUUGUUUGGAAACAUAAUUAGAUGGAUACAUAAGCAUUUUUAUGACCUCCAAAAGCAAACUGAGAAAAUUCUGAAACUGUCUGCAGUUUAAAGAGUGAGUCCAUCUUUCAGAAAACUUUACCAAAGAGCGGAAACGGAUGGACUCGAUGGAUCCCUUUUCCUUGAAGAAGGUCUGGAGGGUCUGAAAGAUAAAAACCCAGAGAUGAAGAUUUUUUUCCCCUUUUAAUAAGAAAUUAACAACAAAAAAAGAAGGAAAGGGAACUUAAAAAUCUUAAGUGAAGGCAGAGAGAAAACAUUGUAAACCUCUGCUUUGCGGGGCGCAUAAACCAGACACAGAGAGUUCAUUAGGAGGUUUAAAUCUGAUCCAAGCCUCUUUAUUAUUUCAGGGUUUCUCUGUUUUUUCUCAAUAUGUAAGAUAAUUUUACAGGAAUUAUCAACAAAAACGAGAAAAAGUUCUCACAGAAACAAAAAUGUUCUUUUUUUAAAAACUAUCAGAUAAGUUUUAAUAGUAAUAAAAUUGUACAGGUACUUCUGGAUAAAGAUAUUUUCUCAGAAUUCAGAGAAAAGGUGCUGGAAAAUUAAAACCCUGAUGUUUUCCUUAACUCAAAGUCAAAACUUGACCUGAAAACCUUCAAUCAUACAAAUGAAGAGGAAGAACAUCACUCUUUUUUUCUGAGCAGAUCGCAAAUGAAGAAGCUGAUUCUUUACUUCUUGUUCAUCAUUUUCCUGUUUGACGUUAUUGUUGUUUGACAAUCACCUUCUUAGUGCAGCCAAUGGGCAGGUUUCCCACAAACACCGUCCUCUUACUCCUGACCUUCUCCUCCUCCUUAAAUGCCCUCUUCUUCUGCCUUUUCAUCACCCACUGCUCCACAUCGUUCUCCUCAGGAGCUUUCCUUUUCUUCUUUUUCUCCUUAUUUGCCUUCUCCUGACCUUGUUCAUCCUCGUCUGCCUUCUGUAAACCGCUCUCCCUGAAAAAAGAUGGAUAAGAGAGGAGAUAGGUGAGAGGAGGGGAAUCUCUCAGAGAAGGAAGGGAGAGAUUCAGAAAAAGAAGCAGCAGCUCUUUGGAUGCCUCACCUGUCCUCCAGCUUCUCCUCAGCUUCUGAUUUCAACUUGAGCGAUUUCUUCUUCUUCUCCUUUUCACCUUGCUGACCUUUGACUUCCAGAGUUUCUGUCUGCUGCUCAUUUUCUUUUGCACUCUUCUGUACAGGCUGCCAGAAUGACAACAGAGACUGACUAAUGUAUCAAACACGGACAAUCUGGUACUGAAAACAGUCCAAAAGUGUCAAUUCUGUCUUGAAAAAAUUGAAGUUUGGAUGUUUUGGACUUACCUUAGGCACAGGCUGAAAUAGCAGCGGUGCAGCCGGUGCAGCUGUGCUGAAUAAAGAUGACAGCGAUGAUCCAGAGGCUCCUGAGAACAAACUUCCUGACACCUGACCCACCACAUAGUCAGAUGACUGCUGCUCAGGUGUUGGCUCUCCGCUGAGGACAGAAACACUGCAGUUACAGCACUGACUGAACCUGGGAAGGAAACAUCCUUCCUUUAUGAGCUUCUUCACACUUGUGUUGUGUCGUUCAUGAACGAUUCGUUCAAAAGAACCGAAUCCUUUAAGUGAAUGAACUGACCCUUUGUUUCUCACUAUAGCUGAAGUGAGAAACAGCAUUGCCAGGCCAGCAGCUGACGAACAAAGAACCACAUGCACCAACGCCUGAAUCACUUGGUGAACGAAUCAGACAUUGAACUACACUCUUUGGAAUCAAUUUUUGUCAAAUAAAACUUUGCAUACAACAGGACAGGACACAGCAUGUAUCAAGUAGUGCAUUAAACCCACAGCAUCCUAUCAUUGCAGCAGUUUGCGAGGGAACAGUGCAUGUUCAGUUUGAAUUCUUCUAAAUGUUCAGUGAACGAAUCACACACUGAGCCCAAUUUACUGAGCAGACCUGAUAAAUAGCAUACCAUUGGACAGUACACUUAAUACAUCAUGACUUUUGCCAAAGCAAUAUAGCCAAACACUCUCGUCUCCUGGUCCCAGAAACUAUGAGUUGAACUGAAUCCUGAACCGUUCAGGUGUGUAUCAGUCCACCAGGUUGUGGUCGCAGGCCUCUCCCGCCAAGCUUUAAGUGAUUCGGUGAUUUGGUGAACGAAUCUUUUGAACAAAUCUUUUUAGUGAACUGAUCCUAGUGAUUCAGUAUAUCUAAAAGAACUGCCGUGCCCAUCACUACUUCACACUGUCCCCCCCCACCUCCCUAAAAAUUACGACCAGAAGAUUAGACUGACCUUCAAAGCUCUUCAUGGUUAAUAGUUAUAUUAUAUCUGACAUUAUAAUAUUAUACACUGAGCUCUGGAUGAAUGAUCCUGGGUAGCCGAUAUUUACAGACUCUUAUUUAAAAAUGAUGCAUAUUUUUGACCGUGUUUUUCUCACUCUUCACUUUGUUUUCUCUAUAUUUCUGUCUCUCAAGCUAUUAUCAUGGUUGAGGGUCUUUGUCCUGGAUUUUGUCUGCAGGGCUACAGCUUUAACCAGCCUGUUUAAAAGUAACCCCAGAGUGGCCGCAGGUUAUCUUUACAUUAACUACUGGAGGAUAAAGCUGUAAACAAACCUCUGUUUCAGUUUCUUCUUCAUUGUUUCUUUUAGAUGGUUCGGUCGUUAAAUGGAAACGGUCAGUUCUGUUUACCUUAUCAACAAAUAAACUAUAAAAUGAACUCGAGGAUUUGCAUUAUUCUACAAAACUUCACCGAAUCUCAUGAUCGCAGCAGUACGUCCACACGUUUUCCUCAACGGAACACACGUCCAGCGGCAAGCUGUUUCCCGCAGAAACACGGUCUCACCGGCAGAAAGGUUCCCCUUCGUUUUUCGUGAAUUAUGUUGAUUCACUUUGAGGAAAAAAGGGGUUUUUCUGGCUGGAUAUCGUAUGAAAUUAUCGGAAAAUAAAAAUACAUUAACAUUUCCCCUUUUAAUUGUUGAAUACCUGUUUUACUGCGGAAAUGAAGAUUCAGUGCAACCUGGAAAUGUGUCCGUCCUGGUUAAGUGGGGCAGGGAGAUGUUUUGGUCAAGGAGGUUUCUGGAGUAUAGAGCUGAAGUCGUUCAAAAGCUGAUAUAACAAGUAAUUACACAUUCAUUUAUUCAUUUUAUGUUAGUAUGUGUUUCUUUUUACAUCUCUGUGAUAACUCCAUGUAAAAGUGGGACAGUGGUUGUUCGUUAGAGGAAAUGUUGAAAGGUUUUCAUGUGGGACUUAAAUGUGGUUUGUCUCAUGACAGCAGGCUGAGAUGGGAACGGAUCCCACGGAGCCAGAGGUGCCGGGGGACGCGGUUGGCAGGCGGGUGUCCUGUGACGGGGAGCGGGCUACAGUGCGGUAUGUCGGCCCGGUUCCACCGACAGCAGGUAAAGUCCUCAUGUCAGCAUCUGUUCUUCUAGCCUGGCUGGGCCAUCCUGUUGCGUGAAUCACUUGCCGUGGGAAGGAACGGCAAGUGAUUCAAGCAGCAUGAUGGCCCAGCCAGGCUACUGUUCUUGUGCUACUGUCUUUUUGCUAAUAAACACAAAAAACUGCGUUAUUCCCACAUUUGGCUUCAGGGGCGUGUCUUACCAAUGUUUGGGUCGCUGAGCAGGGGUAGCGAACCAUGCAGGGGUGGCCUAAUACUAAAGAUUAUACUGAAUAUACUUCCUCCCUCUGUCUCUGCUCUUGAUACAUCUGUUGUAAUUACUAGCUCAUAAGUAGUAAGGUAAUUUCUCAGUUUUUUUAAAGGAGACAUUUUAUACUCAUUUUCACCUGUCAGUCUGGAACACCUACAGAUAAAUUCCCUACUUAUCUCACACUAGUGUCUGUAAUGACCCUAAGUGUAACACUCUUAAGUCUUUGUCUGAAUCAUUAGAUUUUGGCUGCCUAUCCACUAAAAGAAAAUUAGAUGUAACAUGUAGAGUGUUACUUUUUACACAGCUGUGUGGUCAUGAAACAACUGGACAAUUGUGUCUUCACAGAAAAUGUCUAAGGCUAGCUCUCACAGCCCAUUUAGUGCAUGAUCUAGACUUAGUAUAGUGCAUAUAGCUGCCUCUAUAAUGUCCUGGCCAACAGACAAGUCUAGGGAAGUGACAAGUGGAAAAAAAGACUGGUGAAACAGACUUUGCAUGAUUUUAUAGCUUCUAGUAACACAGCUUGUGGAUGUCACUUUUUACACAGCUUUGUAGUCAUGAAACCGCCCCAAACCGUCGGGCCCUUUACUGCACUGGUAUCCUGGGUUGUCAGCCUCAUUUUUUAACAACUACAACUGAGACUGUAAACACUGACAGCGACUUCAAUUGUGUUUGGUGUAUUUUAAUCAUGUGUUCAGGGCUUUGGCUUGGCGUGGAGUGGGAUAACCCAGAGAGGGGCAAACAUGACGGCAGCCAUAACGGAGUCCAGUAUUUCACAUGCAGGUGACUCACAGUUUAUAAAUUACCCAUUUUGAUAAUUUGGGGUUUGUUUAUUUGAUAAAUUUCCAUUAAUAUUUAAAUUUAAGAUUUUUUUUUAUAAGAUAGUAUCCUAAGAUCAAGAGAAGAAUAAAUUUGAGCAUAUUAUGGAAAGAUAACAGUCUGCAGGUCCUUUUGUUGUUAUAUAGAUAUUAAAUAAAAAUUGUUGUUUUCUGGUAUUUCUGUACACUUUUAAAGGAUUCGCUUUGAAAAUAUGCAAAAUUGCAGUAAAAUAUUUAUUUUGCUCCUCUGUGGUCAGACAUGCUAAAGGAGGAUCCCUUGUGCGUCCGGCAAAGGUGAGCUUUGGUGUGGACUACGUGGCAGCGGUGAAGCGGCAGUACUGCGGGGACUGCGACACAGAGAAAGAGUAUAUCGAUGGGGAGGGGCUAAGCAAGAAGCUCAGGUAGGAUGGUGUCAUCAGAAUGAUCCAUAUAGGAGGAGAAGUCAGGUGUGUCUGUUCUGUUUUUUGUUUUGUUUACCUUUAUUCAGAGAGAAAUCAACAGCAGAAAGAGCAGAAAACUGAGAAUUGAUCCAGGGCUGCCUGCUGGAGGAUCAUAGCCUCUGUGCAUUAGACACAGGACUCUACACUUUACCAAAUGAACCUAAUGCUGCUUUUUUACACAUCUAAAUUCUGCAGGAUGCACACAGCCCUGGUUGAUACAAAUACAGGGUCAAACUAUAGAUCAGCUUUAAUUUCACGGCGAACUGUUUGAGGAUUAUUACAGGAAGACGUUUUUUAUCAGCUGUUUAAAUCAUCCUCUCUAAGCUGAAGUGAGUCUUUAGAAUAUUUUUUUAGAAGACAUUAAACUCUGGGUUUUAGUAUUUUCAAAUCUGGGUCUUUUGUCUAAAAUAUUUCGGAACUGAAAUGCAGAAGGACAGAAGGUUCUGCCACAGAUAUCUUCCUUUUCUUUCGGUCCAGUUGGCCUCUCCUCUGGCUUGUUUGUUUGUAUUGUUGUAUAUGUUUAAUGUUUUUCAUGUUUUUUAAUGUUUUUUUUUUUUUUUUUGUCAACACAAUAUCGUGUCAAGGGCAUUGAACUCUAGUAUCCUGUAUUGUCUCUCUGCAGUUUGGACAUGCUUUUUUCAGUGUUGCUGUGUGACAGUGGAGUAAACGGGCCCGGGCCAGAGGGAGAAAUCCGGAAAAUGACGCCACGUAUCCUUCAAUGGAUCCAUCAAGGCUGUAAAAACCGACCCCUCCUUUAUGGAGCUGAGGAUUGUAGUUUUUUAUCAGUGACUGUUAGUGGUUUUUGAAAACUGUAAGAGACUGUGCUUGUUGGGAAAAGUUAGGCGUUGUAGGCAAGGAAAGCGAAAUGGAGAUGAAUUGCAGUGAGAUGAAGGGUCUUGUUUUGUCCUCUUAUAUGUUGGUGAUUGGAGAUCGUGGUCAAAGGUUGGCGACUGUUGAACUGUUGAUGUUUCUGGUUCUUGUUGGGGGUUGAAGUUUAAAGAUGUAGUUUUUAGUUUCAGGAGAAAAUAAGUAACAGUUUGUGACAGCAGUUAAAUGUUGGCGUGUUGUUAAACUUGACGCCAAAGGUCAGAGGUGAAAUGGUUGGACCUGUCUAAGACUCUGGUGUCCUGCUGGGAGGACGUCUCAUCCAUCACCAAACAGCUGGAUCACCUCGAGGGACUACAGCUCAGGUACAUGGUCCUCUGAUCACCUUUGAGUGUGUGUGUGUGUGUGUGUGUGUGUGUGUGUGUGUGUGUGUGUGUGUGUGUGUGUGUGUAUGUGUGACCUUCUUUAGUCUGUUGAAUCUCCCCCUUGUCGUUCAACAGCUCAAACAGACUUCAGCUGCUUUCCGAGCCCUCAUCUCACCAUGAAGCCUUCAGCAAACUGAAAACCCUCGUCCUCAACAGCUGUGACCUCACCUGGCCUCAGGUACGCCAACAUAACCCUCAGAGAAAUACACAGAUCUCAUGUAUUUUUGUUUCUCGAUUAAAAAAAAAGGAAAAAACUCUUCCUUUACAAUUUCUUGAAACGAAAAGUGUCACCUCGUGUUGAAGAGUUUUGUUUUGUUUUCUUUUAAGUGUAAAUUUUCUUGUAAAUUAUUUGUUACGUUUUACUGAUAAUUGUCCGAUUUUCUCUCAACUUUAAUCCCUUCAGAUCCUGUACUGCGCCCCCAUGUGGCCACAGCUGGAAACCCUGAGUGUGGAAGAAAACAACAUCACAGAGCUGCAGAGGUGAAGCUGCUGACUGAUGUUUGACAGAGUUUUGAUGUACAUGUUUGAUUGACUUUUGUAUGUGUCUUUGUGUGUUUGUUUGUUUGUUUAAAGGCCGGAUGGAGUCCUGCAGACACUCAAGAGUCUCAGUCUUUCUGGAAACGUUCUCGAUAAGGACAGUGUGUUGAGUGUAGCUGCUCUAUCCAGGUAAAACACGCUGAUACACACCUGCGCAGGUGAUUCAUGCCUUUAGGGUCAAGGUUUACCUUUGUAAGUUCUGAUACUGAUACCCAAUCAGUACCAAACCAAUCCAAUUCGAGCCUUGAAUGAAGAGCCUUUGUUCUGAGACUAAAAAUGAGGUUUUUGUGAAAUCAGGAUUUUUUUUUUUAAUCUUUGUAAACCAGAUGAUACAAAUGAAGAAAUGAUACAAAUGAAAAUAUUUUCAUGAACUUUUUAUUAUUUAUUGAUUACACAAACAUUUUAGUCCAAUAAUUUUCUUUCUUUAAUUCAGUCAGUCAGUCAAAACCUGGAUAAUUUAGUCCGGACUCUCCCAAAAUGCAAUGCCGCUGAAAAUAUCGAGAAAAUAAAACUUAAAUCUUUGUGUUUCCAGACAAGUCAGCCACACUCACCCGACAAAUCCAGAAAAUAUGUCUCUUGAAGAUGAUACUCUUAAGACUUAUUUUCACUUUUCACAGUUAAAUCUCCUGAAAUAAACUCAGAUUUAUUGUUCGGUUGCAGGCUAGAGGAGCUGAACUUGUCAAAGACUGCACUGUCAGACCUUCAGUUUCCCGACUCCUCUCCUGGUAAAAAUAUCAAACACUUUAACAGCCGUUUUAACUGAUCACACUGUUUAACAUGUGAACACCAAAGUUAGAGUGUUUUUCUUCCACAGGAUCUCUGACAGCCAUGUUCCCUGCUCUGAAGACUCUGUACCUGGACCACAACAACAUCACAGAGGUCAGUGUGGAUUUCUGCUCAAAAUCUGCUUUAAAACUGGCUGAGAAAUCAGAAGCAAAUCUGUGAAGAGAGAAGACAGGGUGGUUGGGGAGAGGGUGAACCCUUGCUGGGUUAGAUUGGAUUGUUCCUCCUCAUCCAGACCCACUGCACAGUGUUCUCCGGCUUGUUUCAGAAAAUAAAGGCGGUAUAAAUUCUGUCUCUCCGUGUCUCUCAGUGGCGGGUCGUGGACGAGUUGGCGAAGUUGCCCAGCCUGGUUAAGCUGUCUUGUCUCAGAAACGGUCUGGUGAGCAAAGAUGGGAACCCUCGAACAGUAACCCAACUGCUUAUCGCCAGAUUGGGACGGCUGGUCUUCCUCAAUCGUUGUCAGGUGAGCUGGACCUCUGUAUGCAGGUGUGUGUGUGUGUGUUUGUGUGUGCCCAUGCCCAUGCAGACCUGUUGCCAUGGUUUCUCUUAGAUCCACCCUGAUGAGAGGAAGGGGGCUGAGCUUGACUAUCUAAAGAUGUUUGGGGAGGAGUUUCUAAAGGCCGGAGGGGAAAAUCAGGUGGACAGCCAGUUCACGUGUCAGCACCCUCGAUACAUGAGCCUCGUGAAAAGUGAGUCACUUAAAGAGAGUCCUGUCAUUUUUUUGUCAUUAGUACCAAAACGCUUCAUUUUGGCUUCUUUCACACUGAUACAAAGUUACUUUACUUUAUUCAGGUUUAAAGCCAUGAAAAGACUUUAAAGUUAUCCCCUUAAUAAAGCCACGCUGUCCUAUUCUUUCAGAGUACGGAGCUCCAGAGGAAGGUGAGCUGAAGAAGCCGGAGUCAUUUGCUUUAAAGAAUCAGCUGUUGAGUAAGUCCCCCCCUUUCGUGCUUUCUGUCCUCUGAUCGACUCAUAAAUAAGGCUGUGAUAAACAUACUGUAAGACUAGGGACAGAGAUCAACUUUCUGGCUUUGGUGCAUACAGCUCAAAUUAACAAACUCCAGACUUAAGGUGCAGUAUGGUUAUGAGCAGCAGGUCAGAGUAGAGUCAGCAGCAGAGUUACAAAUCAAGCCUGUGUAUAUUUACCACUGUCCUGUCAGUGCUGAUGUCAGAAAAGUAGUCUUUUACAGUCUGAGCUUCAUAAUGUGCCCUCUGAGGGAUCUUCUAAAAACACCUGUGGAGUAGAGACAAAUAUAUUUACACUAACGCUCAUGAUGCAGCCAGACAAGUAUGUGAAAGUGAAAUAUCAUGUCAUGUAAGUGCUGAUUUUCCACAUCUCUGAUUAACAGAGGUCAGGUUUGUGUUUCCUGAUGACCCUGAACGGAAGCCCAUCGAGAAGAAACUUCCAAGUGAGAAACUCAACUGUUGGUUUAUAACUUGUGACAAAACUAAAAAAAGUUUUCAACUCUUCACUCUGUCAGUCUGGGACAUCUAGAGAGAACUUUUGCAGAAUUUUCAGCUCAAAAAACUCCCGAUUUGGCGCCUGUGAAAACUCUACUUUCAGCCUCUGCCUGAAAUGCUGGUUGUUUUUUUUACUGGUAGAAGGUUCGACACCAUUUGGGGUGUUACUUUUUACACUGCGUUGAAUUCAUCCAAUGGUGUUUUUACAGAAAAUAAAUUAAGGCUAGCUCGCCACUAGUUCCCAGUCAUUUGUUAGCUCUUGUUCUUUUAGCUGCUGUUACAGUGUUAACCUGUGGCUCGGAGCUGUCAUAAACAUUAUAUAUCUUUAAUAAAAUACAGAUCAGAUUAUUGUCUGUCCGUUGAAAUUUCCUGAUUGGAGGAUGGAGGGAAAAAUUGAACAAAGCAAGGAUUUUUGACUGUAUUAAAGAGUGUGUGUUUUUUUCACCUGCAGCUUCCAUGGUGGUUCAGAAGGUAAAAGGGCUUCUGUACAGACUGCUAAAGAUCCCUGCAGUGGAUCUGAAGCUCACCUACACCAGUCCAAAGGUAACACCAGUCCUGCUCUGUGUGAAAGCUCCUGUUUAAAUAAAGUUGAGUUGAUAUGGAAAAGUCAUGAAUACUGUUAAAGUGAAGCUCCUUUUUUUCUCAGAUGGAGGGGACAGAGUUUGAGCUCGACAGCGAACUGAAGUCUCUGCACUUUUACUCCAUCGAGGAUGGAGACCAGGUAUUGGUUCGCUGGUAAUGAAGUCUCUGCAUUAAUGGUGCAAAAGAACCAACUCGGUCCACAGCAGAGCCAGAACAGAGAUUGAAUGUGGUCUAAUUUGAGCCACACUGAGAGCCAGAAACAGACUGGACAUUUUAGGACUGGAUCUGAGUUUGAGAUAAUAAGACGAGGACUUUGAAAAGACUCCGACCAGAUCUGUCCGCUUCAGUUACCAUCAGGACAACUUUUAAAAAAAUCAGCAAAGAUGGAAAAUGCAGGAGCACCAAUAAAGUUUAGAAAUACACACUCUGUGAAUGUCUUUCUUUACAUUAAUUUGAAUUUAUCCAGUAACAUUUACGAGGGCGAUUGUCAUGAUAAACUGAGUGAGCUCCACUGAAUUAAGAAGUGUUUAAUCGAGUGUAUUAAAGGGCGAUAGUUUGAUCAAUUCUUACGGUUUAUUCCGUAUGUGAGGUAAAGAUAAACAGAGCAGUAGAAGUGAUGAUGGUGUUUGGUAAAACAUUUAACAGUCCAAGUUUGAAUUUUAGUUUCGUGCAGGUUUCAGAUUUAAAUGAAGGAAUAAACUACAUGUGUAUGAAGUGUUCAAACACAUUAACCACUAGAGGGCAGCAAAGUCCAAAUAUAUCAGGACUACAGACAGAACAAAUUUACUGAGCAGUCAGGCUUUAAAUAAGAACUUUAUUGAUCCCCGAAGGGAAAUUCAAUUGUCUGUAGUCUCAUUUGUCAUGUCUCAAAAAGUCAUCUACUAUUUAUGGAAGAAUUAUAAAGUCUGAUGGCUGUUAGUACAAAAGAUCUUCUGAAUCUUUCUGUCGUGCAGCGAAGAGAGAGGAGCCGUCCUCCACCAUUGGCCCUUUGGUCCAUUAAGGUGUUAUUAAGUUCAUGAUCCAUGUUCUUUAGAAUAAUCUCCACCUUCCUCAGUGUAGAUCUCUCCACCACAUCCUCCACUGAGUCUAACUUGAGUCCAACCACAGAGCCAGCCUUUUUCACCAGUUUGUUCAGACGUCUUACAUCUUUGUGUUUGAUGCUUCCUCUCCAGCACAAUGCAGCGUAUAGAACAGAACACUGUAGACACCACAGACUGAUAAAACAUCUGCAGCAUCUUUCUACAGAUGUCCAUUGAUUAUAGUCUUCUCAAGCAAAAGAGGGGGCUCUACCCCUUUUUGUAGAUGAAGUUUACAUUCUGAGACCUAGAUAUUUAUACAAUUUAUACACUUCAGUUUCAGCCUAAAGGUUCAAGUGAACUGUCCAGGGGUCAGAGACCUAUCUGACCCUCUCCCAAACAAAUGAUCUAAAACUGCGAAACAUAAAGUAUUUAACACUUUGAAUGAAGGUAAAGUCAUCUUAAAGUCUCAGUCCAUAGACAUUAUGGACCUAAACAGAAAAAACUGUUAUUGAAAGAAAGUGCUAAAGUACUAAUGCAGUUGUGAAAAAUUUGAAGAAAUAUUUAAAAUGUUUUAAAUUACAAUCGUAUAAGCUUGACUUGAGCUGCCACUGUUAAAUGCUCAAAACAAUAUGGUGAAAAUCUCUGCGUAGCAUCAUUGGAUACCAUGUACAGUAUUUAUUUCUAAUAGGUCUUUACUUCUUAGAUGUUUUAUUUUGUCAUUUUUUUUGCAACGUGAAAUUUACAGCUAUAACUAUCCCAUGAUAUCUGUGUAGGUUCUCAUUUAUCUAGGUCAUCCAAGGCUGAUUCCAAAGGGGAAACUGGACUUGAUUGAAGUUCUUAAAGUUUCCCCUCGUCUCUGAUCGGCUUCAUAUUUUAUGAGCUUAAGAUUUCAUAAUGCAGGUAUUAUAAAAAGAAAAGACAGAACAGAUUCUGUACAUUAAAAAAGGUUUUAUUGAGGCUGUACAGGUAAUGUUCCCUCUUUGGAUGAUGUUCAGUACAGGCAUACAGUACUUCAUGUUCACAGACCUUAAAGUGAUGAGAUCAGUUUGCAGAUGCUGCACAACACAAAAGUGUAUUCCAUUAACAUGAGACAUUGCAAUGUCGGUGAUUGCAACCCUCUCUGAAAGAUGUAUUUAAAACAUGUUAAAAUUUAAAAAAAAAUGUGAUCAAACACUGUCAUAGAGGGUGACAUGUUGCUGUUGUGAAGCCCUGCUGGACUGAUCCCUGUCCUCCCUGAUGUGGUUUCAGUCUCUGAAAAACCUGAGCUGAUUCUGCAGACAUUAUACUGACCUACCUGUUAUCCACUUGACCAAUUCACCUACAAGCCUGAGGAUGCACUUUCCAUGAAAUCUAUUUUCUUACAAAUGAAGCCAUUUGAAAAUAUUUGAAGGUUUUCUCUCACAUGCCCUUUGGCACCACCUGUGGUAGUAUGUAGAAACUGAAGGCACCUUCCAGAUUUUCACUUACAGUCAGCCAUUGAUUCUUUUGUGUUUCUUUUACUUUCACUUCACUUUCAGUUUAUACUGUCAACUUCAUCCACUUUGCAUCACUAAGCUAGCCUUGGUACUUUUUUUUUGUCAUGCAGUUCCAACACCCAGUACUUACUACCCACAGACAUCCAUAUCUGAGGACUAGAAAGUGGGUCAAACUGUUUUUAUAAAACAGUUCUUUGCUGUCCCUUUAUUUUGGCCGAGAAAGGACAAAAUUACAAAUUAUUGACCAAGUUAUUGUAUUAAAUAAUUUUAAGCCGAUCAUCACCAGAAAAGUUUUCAUUGUAAGAAUAAAAUUUACAUGGAAAGGUGCCUCAACCCACCAAACAUGAGCCUAGAACCGCUCGUCUUCACAGCUAUCACCAUCUUCAUUAUCAGGUAGAUCUGAGGCUAACAUCAGCAAAAUUACAAUAUCAGAAUGUUGUCUGCAUAGAAGGUAAUUAUAUACAAGUAUAUAUAAAAAAAAUACACUGAAAGUUUUAGCACAAACUGAAUAAAUCUUAUUUUUAGCCCUUUUUAAACUCUUAAAUCAGACCAGGGACCAGGAUCAGUCGCUGGUUUAGUGGUUCUAUUAGUGGUACAACUGCAAAAAUAAUGAGUACAUAGAUGGUGAAAAACUAAAUGUAAAUGUUACCAAACAACAUCACUAGAACAAAAAUAAUUUCAGAUGAAAACUUCAUAGAUAACAUAUCCCUUGAAAAGUUCAAUAUAAUCUGAUUAUAUGUUUCUUAGCCUCAUCAAUCUUUGGUCUGGGUAUAAAUCACCUUAUCAUUCAUGGGCAGUGGUUUAAAAAAGACAUUCCUCAUCAGAAUAACCAUGCAGUCAUUUAAAGAGCUGUCAACAUCCAGGGUUAUCAUUAUGAACGUGGGUACGUACAAACGUUUGAAGCCAGCUUUAAGAUGAUCAGUAAGAAAAUUUGCAUGAGAAAAGACUCAAAAUUCUAAAUCUUUAAGGAUUAGAAUUACUGGUGUAUCCCAAAAAAUGGCCUGUCUUAAAGGAAUAUUUCAGUGACACUUAGCCACAACAGUAACCUUGAUUAACUCAAAAACAGUGUUAUCAUUGUGGAUGUUUACGAAAUGAUCGUAGUCGUGAAGGUUUUGGCUGCCAGCAGUAAUGCCAAUGAUUGUUGCUAAUCUUCAGGCCUCGGCCCAGGUUUGACACUUAAGAAAGGGUCCUUUGGUCAGAUCUGUGAAUUAUUAGUUUAGAAAUACCUGAAUAAUCUUUGAAGGCACAAAAGGCUUCCCCAGGCCCUCUGGGACCUUUCUCACAUGUAUUAGGUGUUUUAAAGGACUACUGGAGUUCUGAUUGUUCUCGCGGUUAUCUUUCAGAACAGAUCUAUAAGAAACAAAUACAGUUUCACUCAAAGAAUACAACAUAAAGCUCACUGUUUGGUAUCUUUUCAGAAAAUCUGCUGUCAUUAAUAUAAAUCUCUGUAUGAGCAUCAUUUGUCUUUCAGAUUACAAACACUACAAACUCUUAAUAAAUUCAACACUGACAGAAUGAGUGUUAAUGACCUCUGUACGGAUAAAAACAUAAACACAGUGACAUCUGAACAGCUUUAAGGGCCAAAAACCCCCAAAACUCAAAAAUGAUCGCAGAAAUUUUCAGUUCAAGUAAGGAAAGUAGAAAACACAUAAAGUCAGUUAAGUGUGUUUUUUUUUUUCGUUUUUGCCACUCUGCUGAUUUCACAGAUUUCUCUCCUCACAGCUGCCUGCUGAACCGUCCGGACAACGACAGGUGAAACCGCCAAGCCGUGGCAGACAGAGAUGAGAGCAGCCACCGUUAUUAGAGCAGUAGUUAUAGGCUGACAAGACAGAAAAAAAA